Molecule: messenger RNA, 1317 nt
Organism: Tribolium castaneum (red flour beetle)
Lineage: Eukaryota; Metazoa; Arthropoda; Insecta; Coleoptera; Tenebrionidae
Product: putative gustatory receptor 28b
Exons: 5
Coding region: 70-1278 (402 amino acids)
Biological process (GO): male courtship behavior; sensory perception of taste; chemosensory behavior
Cellular component (GO): neuronal cell body; axon; membrane
Source: RefSeq, a predicted model, not a curated record
AUCACCUUAAUGCUCCAUUUACAUUAUUAAACACUCGAAUUGUGCUCCAAUUCUUUCCGUAGUUUUAAAAUGUCCACACAAGAUAUUUACGAUGCUGUCUACCCUCUUUUACUCACAACUGCAUCAUUUGGUCUGUCUGCAAUUUUCGUGGAAACGAAAAAUAACACUCGGAAACUGGCAGUUUUCAACUUACUCAAAAUCCUGAACAUAAUUUACCUUUCGCUAUUUUCAGCACUGUUGUAUGUUGCUUUUACCAGUUUAAAAAACACACACCUUCACGUAAAUUACAACUCUGGUGUCACUAAAAUCGGGAUAAUUUUCCAAAUUCUUGCAAAUAUUAUGGCUACUUAUGUGAUCUACUUUAUUAACAUAUCAAAGAGCCACAACAUAUUAACCUGUAUCGAGAACAUCAAAAAAGCUGAUUUGAUGUUCAGGGACUUGGGAGAGAAAAUUAUUUAUCGCAAACACUUUUUGUACGAAGUUUGCAUGAUUUUGUUUGGAGUUCUGGCGAUUUUGGGACGAAGCAUUGUUACGCACAUCUACAUGGGGAGAAACAUUUUUCUGACAGAGAACGAAACUCAUUUUGCACUCUUUUUCCCUCUAUUCGUGUCUUAUUUGGUGCAAAUUAACUUUGUGCUAUUAAUCACGCUGGUACACGAACGUUUCGCGUUGAUUAAUAGACUACUGGAUAAUUUUAAUGAAGAAAAAGUGAAACAUAAUUACCUCAGUUUGAAACCACCGUAUGAAUAUCAAACGAAAUAUAAUCAAGCAAAAAUUGAAUUGUUAAUGGAACUUCACGAUUUCUUAACCGAUGUGGGCAAUAAAUUAAACGACAGUUUUUCAAUCCAAAUUCUGAGCUGCCUGACCUCACAAUUUCUAACUGAAGUUUUUACGAUUUUCUACUUGUAUUAUGAAAGUUUGAUUUUGAAAAACAAAAUUGCAGCUCUUGUCUGGUUAAUGUGGUCAAUAUGGACAACUCUUGAGAUAUUUUACGUAACAGUAAACUGUCAUUUAACUACCAAAGAAGCAAAAAAUACAGGAAUAGCCAUUCACAAAGUUCUUAUGAAUGAGUCUGAUCCUGACGCAAAAAGAAAAUUAAUGGUAUUUUCGCAACAAGUGAAUCACAGAUCCUUACAGUUUACAGCCUGUGGUUUAUUUUACAUCGACGCAACUCUAAUUUUUACAAUAGUUGGGGCUGCAGCCACUUACCUGCUGAUAAUGCUACAGUUUCAGGAAGGAAUUGAAGCACAAUGUUCAAAUAAUACUCUCCUAAAUUAACUAGUUACCUUCAGUUUAGGCACAGCCCCCUGGCGUUUC